Molecule: messenger RNA, 1494 nt
Organism: Malassezia japonica
Lineage: Eukaryota; Fungi; Basidiomycota; Malasseziomycetes; Malasseziales; Malasseziaceae
Product: L-lactate dehydrogenase (cytochrome)
Exons: 2
Coding region: 1-1494 (497 amino acids)
Biological process (GO): lactate metabolic process
Molecular function (GO): heme binding; L-lactate dehydrogenase (cytochrome) activity
Source: RefSeq, a predicted model, not a curated record
AUGACGCAGUGGACCUAUGACGAAGUUGCGAAGCACGGUUCGCGGGAUGACUGCUAUGUUAUCUUGUACAAUAAGGUGUACGACUUGACCGAGUUUAUCCCUGAGCACCCUGGUGGCCCUCAGAUUAUUAUCAAGUACGCCGGCAAGGAUGCAACUACCAUUUUCGACCCUGUCCACCCCAAGGGAACGAUCGAGAAGCACCUGCCGGCUGAAAAGUGCAUGGGCGAUGUGAACGUCGACACGGUUCCUGAGGAGGUCCUGCGCGAGCGCGAGGCGCUCGAGCAGGAAGAGGUUGCGCGCCGCAAGAACCUUCCCCCGGUGACGCAGUGCCUGAACCUCUACGACUUUGAGAUUGUCGCGCGCAAGGUGGUCACCCCCAUGGCGUGGGCCUACUACUCGUCGGCUGCUGACGACCAAGAGACGCUCCACGAAAACACCUCGGCGUUCCGCCGUAUCUGGUUCCGCCCGCGCAUCCUGCGCAACGUCAAGCAUGUGGAUACCAGCACCCUUAUCCUCGGCCACCCCAGCACGCUGCCUGUGUACAUUACUGCCACAGCUCUUGGCCGUCUGGGCCACCCUGACGGUGAAAAGAACCUGACGCGUGCUGCGGCCCAGACGGGUCUGAUCCAGAUGGUUCCCACUCUCUCGUCGUGCUCCUUUGAGGAGAUUGUUGCGGAGCGCACGCCCGACGGCAAGCCGACGCAGUUCUUCCAGCUGUACGUGAACAGCGACCGGAGUGUUGUGCUCGAUAUGCUCCGCGCCGCCGAGGAGGCCAACAUUCAGGCGAUCUUUGUCACGGUCGACGCUCCCCAACUAGGCCGCCGCGAGAAGGACAUGCGCAUGCACUUUGACGACGCUGGCUCGAACGUGCAAAAUACCCAGGGCGAGGACGUGGGCCGUGACGAGGGCGCGGCGCGUGCCAUCAGCUCGUUCAUCGACCCCAGCCUCAACUGGGACGACGUGCUCUGGAUGAAGAACCAGACGCGCAUUCCCAUCCUGCUCAAGGGUGUGCAGACCUGGGAGGACGCCGUGCUCGCCGCCGAGAUGGGUCUCGCGGGUGUCGUUCUGUCGAACCACGGUGGCCGCCAGCUCGACUUUGCGCGCUCCGGUAUUGAGAUCCUGGAAGAGGUGGUGACCGAGCUGCGGAAGCGCGGCUACUACCCCCGCAAGAACUUCCAGCUGUUCGUCGAUGGCGGUAUUCGCCGUGCGACCGACGUCCUGAAGGCCAUCGCACUGGGCGCCACUGCCGUCGGUAUCGGCCGUCCGUUUAUCUACGCCUUCUCAGCCUACGGUGCGGAGGGUGUCGUGCGCGCGGUGCAGAUCCUGCGCGACGAGAUGGAGAUGAACAUGCGCCUUAUCGGCGCGCCGACGCUCAAGGAUGUCGUGCCCGAGAUGCUCGACCUAAGCGCUUUGCACGCACGGGCUGGUACCGUCGGCGAGCGCUGCGGCACCACCGUGCUCGACCCGAUGGGCAACGGCAAGAGCCAUCUGUAG